CUUCAGAAAGAUUUAGCAGUCUUUUCUUAUGAUGACCUGGUCGAGAGAGUACGAUACAUCGGUGUAAAAGAUUGAGUUGGAUCUGUGAGGUUGCUUAUAGUAAGGCCUGGUUGGAAAGUGUUCUUGCCUCUAUCAUUAGCUCGGGUAACGGAAGUUCGCUGGGACUUCUUUGUACCGCCCUUAGGAGUACGAAAGAAGAAUGGAUCCAAUACCAAGAUGACUACCCCCGGCAAGCUACUCUCGCCCACUUCAUCUAUUCUAACAAUGCUUUCUCAAGUAAGUAAUCCAACUUCUUCUUCCUUGUCUAUCUUCUUUUCAAUCAGUAAAUAAUGGGAUUAGAGGGUAUCUAGAAUCCCUUGUACCGAGCUAUCUUGCCUUUCUAAUCUCAUAAGUUUUAUUCUUACAACUAUCUUUUUGAAGCAGAUAGUUUACAGUGCUCAUUCUAUAGAAACUGGAAAAGCCAACUCAUGUUUCCACUCCAUUUUCAUUAUGAAAAUGUGUCACGUCAGGAUCCGUUGCUCAAACCGAAUCACACCAACGUUAUGGAAGUUCUUGGAUCGUGUAAAAUAAGAGUAGUACCAAAGGCAGCACCUUCUGCUUUAAUAAUAAAAAAUGGAAAAUUGGCUAUGGAGAUUCCGCGCGGUCAGAAAUUAAUACAGACACAAAGGGCUUCGACAGGAAAGUCGUUUCGAUCCAAUCCAUUCUUGGGGUCAAAUAAAGACAAAAAGGGAUAUGUCAGUGACCUAGCACGACAAAGCACUCUCCGAGGGCAUGGAAUGUAUAAUUUUUUGGUCAGAAUCUCCACAGUAAUGUCUCUGUUAGAUUCUCCAGUCGAAAUAAAGGAAAACUCCAUUCAAUUCUCGAUGGAAACGGAGUUUUGCGAAUUCUCCCCGGAACUGGAAGAUCAUUUCGAGAUCUUCGAACAUAUUCGAGGGUUCAAUGUGACAAUUGUCACUUCGGCCAACACACAAGAUGAGACUUUACCACCGUAGAGCGACUUUUUGCAAAAAGAUGAGGGGGAAACUCAGUAAGAUGUCGGAGAAGCGAAAUAUACGAGAUCACAAACGUAGAUUGCUCGCGGCUAAAUAUGAAUUGAGACGAAAGCUUUAUAAAGCCUUUUGUAAAGAUCCCGAUCUUCCUAGUGAUAUGCGAGACAAACAUCGUUAUAAGUUGUCCAAGUUCCAAGAAAUAGUUCCUUUGCACGAGUAAGAAACCGAUGUAUUUUCACGGGUCGCCCUCGUUCCGUAUAUGAGUUCUUUCGAAUUUCUCGUAUCGUUUUUCGUGGAUUAGUAUCUCGAGGUCCUUUGAUGGGCAUAAAGAAAUCGUCUUGGUAGCAACCACCAAACCAAUAGAACAAGGGUUAGCUCUGCAGUUGGUCUACAAGCAAGGUAAGUAGGUCCAUUACUGGCCGGCUCCGGACCGAAAAGACCUAACGGAGUAAUCCCUUAUCUCGGAUCGGAAAUGCUAACUGGGCAGGAAUCGAAGUGGGGGAUCUCUUUACCGCCUGUGUCUAUCUCCUGCCAAGUAUGCUCCCCAGACAUAGACUACGUACAGGGUAGUACUCUUGGAAAGAUAGAAUAUCCCCGUGUGAACAUAACAUUAAGUUACGAAUGCAACUCCUGAGGGAUCUACCACUAUUCUAAAUAUAGUAAGGCGGAGAACUGUUGUUCAUUGGAGCACCGGAGUGCAGGGGUUGUUUCCAUCAUUGAAGUCAGAGUCUGGGACUGAGCCUUCCGA
Messenger RNA from Camellia sinensis, 1737 nucleotides. RefSeq names its product large ribosomal subunit protein uL5m. The record is from RefSeq and is a predicted model, not a curated record. Gene Ontology annotation, molecular function: structural constituent of ribosome. Lineage: Eukaryota; Viridiplantae; Streptophyta; Magnoliopsida; Ericales; Theaceae. Gene Ontology annotation, biological process: translation. Gene Ontology annotation, cellular component: ribosome.